ACGAUACAUUAUGUUAUGUGUAUAUGUAUAUACAUAUACCAAAUGUUAUGUAUGUAUGUUGCUAUAUACAUAUAACAAAAUCUAAUAAUAAAAUAGAGAUAUUUGAAAAAAGAACAAACUGAAUCGAUGGGAGGAUUGGGAUCUUUCCAAAACUAUUUCCUUGGUUUUGCAUUGAUUCAUUGAAAUAACCAUACACGACAUCACAUAUAACAUAACAAAAGCAUUCAUUUGGAGGCAGUAACCAAAUCGAAUCCCAAACCUAUCUUCUCCUCUUAUCAUUUGCCAUGCAGUCAAUUGGUUUUUUUAUUCUAUUAUUUGAAUAAAGAGAACUAAGUCUUAAUUAGCGGGGAGUUCCAUCCGCUUCAAAUUAAUGAAUAAAAUUGCAUUGAUCUGGGAAUGGAGGAAGGGUCUUUUGCUUGGCUUCCUCCAUUUACUCAGGAGAGAAUGAGGUUUAAGAUGUGAGGGGGCUAAAAAAAAAAACAAUGUCAAACAAUUGUAACAUGCUACAAUUAUAUAAUAUAAAUAAGGCAAAGUUCAACUCAAAAUUAGAUCAAACGAAUCACAAGUUCGGAAGAUAAAAAAGAAAUAAAAGGAGAUGAAAAGAUGAAAAUAGCAGUUUAUGGAAAAGGCGGAAUUGGUAAAUCAACCACUAGUUGUAAUAUUUCAAUUGCCCUAGCUAGACGUGGUGAAAAAGUGUUACAGAUUGGAUGUGAUCCCAAACAUGAUAGUACUUUUACUCUGACAGGAUUUUUGAUACCUACAAUUAUAGAUACUUUGCAGUCCAAAGAUUAUCAUUAUGAAGAUAUUUGGUCCGAAGAUGUCAUUCAUAAAGGUUAUGGAGGGGUAGAUUGUGUGGAAGCUGGGGGGCCGCCUGCAGGAGCCGGAUGCGGGGGAUAUGUGGUAGGAGAGACUGUGAAAUUGUUAAAAGAAUUAAAUGCAUUUUACGAAUAUGAUAUAAUAUUAUUUGAUGUAUUGGGCGACGUGGUUUGUGGAGGUUUUGCUGCUCCGUUGAAUUAUGCAGAUUAUUGUGUCAUUAUUACAGAUAAUGGAUUUGAUGCAUUAUUUGCAGCUAAUCGUAUUACUGCUUCUAUCAGGGAAAAAGCUCGUACACAUCCACUGCGAUUAGCAGGUUUGGUUGGAAAUCGUACAUCUAAAAGAGAUCUUAUCAAUAAAUAUGUAGAAGCCUGUCCAAUGCCCGUAAUAGAAGUGUUACCUCUUAUUGAAGAUAUUCGAGUUUCGAGAGUCAAGGGCAAAACCUUAUUUGAAAUGGUUGGAUCCGAACCAUCACUUAACUAUGUAUGUGAAUAUUAUUUAGACAUAGCGGAUCAAAUAUUGUCCCAACCAGAAGGUAUUGUGCCAAAGGAGAUUCCAGAUCGGGAAUUAUUCAGUUUGCUCUCUGACCUUUAUCUCAAUCCUAUUGAUGAGGGGAAACAUAAAAAUAAUAAGGAAAAUUUACUUGGAUUUACGACGAUUUAA
Molecule: messenger RNA, 1476 nt
Organism: Cryptomeria japonica (Japanese cedar)
Lineage: Eukaryota; Viridiplantae; Streptophyta; Pinopsida; Cupressales; Cupressaceae
Product: light-independent protochlorophyllide reductase iron-sulfur ATP-binding protein-like
Exons: 1
Coding region: 604-1476 (290 amino acids)
Biological process (GO): photosynthesis, dark reaction; chlorophyll biosynthetic process
Molecular function (GO): oxidoreductase activity, acting on iron-sulfur proteins as donors; ATP binding
Source: RefSeq, a predicted model, not a curated record